Messenger RNA from Anguilla anguilla (European eel), 5127 nucleotides. RefSeq names its product protein phosphatase, Mg2+/Mn2+ dependent, 1E (gene ppm1e). The transcript is spliced from 7 exons. NCBI's taxonomy places the organism in Eukaryota, Metazoa, Chordata, Actinopteri, Anguilliformes, Anguillidae. The coding region runs from base 112 to 2025 and encodes 637 amino acids. Gene Ontology annotation, molecular function: protein serine/threonine phosphatase activity; cation binding. Gene Ontology annotation, biological process: protein dephosphorylation; negative regulation of protein kinase activity. The record is from RefSeq and is a predicted model, not a curated record.
GUCACGCGCGCGCGCCCCCACCUCGCAAUUGGGGAGCUAUCCAGCAAGCGUUUCAAAGUAGUCUCCUUACCCGGCUAGAGCUGUCUGUUGUCUCUCCAGGAAUGAGAAGUGAUGGCUGUCUCCGCCAGCGAGGAGAAAACCUUCCGAAGGUUCUUGGAGCUCUUCCUCCGAGAAGUGAGAGGACCACUCCAGGACGACGAACCUCUACCCAUGCGCCCCUUGUCGGACCUGGUCUCGGAGGACGAAGUAGAAGGGGAAUGCCUCGACCUGUGUCUCCAGCACCUGUGCAAAUAUAACUGCCCCUUCUCCCUGGCGGCUGGCCUGGCCCGCGCCACUGCCGAUGACAUCCUGCAGGGCGACCUGUCCGUCUAUCACCUCAACAAGACGGUGGAGGAAGGCACCGACCCUUUCCCCCAGCUGGAAUCAGUGAAGCUGGCUCGGCUGGUCUUCAACAAACUCUGCGAGACCUGCUGCCUGUGGCUGAAGGACUUCCCUCAUCGCCGCCGGCAACACCGUUACUACGAGACCUCCAUCCACGCCAUCAAGAACAUGCGACGCAAGAUGGAGGACAAGCACGUGGUCAUCCCCGACUUCAACACGCUCUUCAACCUGCAGGACCAAGAGGAGCAGGCCUACUUCGCCGUGUUCGACGGGCACGGGGGCGUGGACGCCGCCAUCUACGCCGCCAACCAACUGCACGUCAACCUGGUGCGGCAGGAGAUGUUCAGCCAGGACCCCGGGGAGGCCCUGUACCGCGCCUUCAAGCUGACGGACGAGCGCUUCGUGCAGAAGGCCUCGCGCGAGCACCUGCGGUGCGGCACCACGGGGGUGGUGACCUUCCUGAGGGGCACCACGCUGCAUGUGGCCUGGCUGGGGGACUCCCAGGUCAUGCUGGUCCGGAGAGGGCAGGCUGUGGAGCUGAUGAAGCCGCACAAGCCUGACCGAGAGGAUGAGAAGCAGCGCAUAGAAGCGCUGGGCGGCUGCGUGAUCUGGUUCGGCACCUGGAGAGUCAACGGGAGCCUGUCGGUGUCCAGAGCAAUAGGCGACUCGGAGCACAAGCCCUACAUCUGCGGCGACGCCGACCACAGCCGCUUCCCGCUGGACGGCACGGAGGACUACCUGAUCCUGGCGUGCGACGGCUUCUACGACACGGUGAGCCCGGACGAGGCGGUGCGCGUGGUGAGCGACCACCUGCAGGAGAACAGCGGCGACAGCACCAUGGUGGCGCACAAGCUGGUGGCGUCUGCCCGCGACGCCGGCUCCAGCGACAACAUCACCGUCAUCGUGGUGUUCCUGCGGGACCCGCGCGCCCCGCCGGCGACGCCCGAGGACGGCGAGGAGGAGGAGGGGGAGCGAGAGGAGGAGGCGGCCGACGGGCGGGCCGAGGAGGCGGAGGAGGACGGGGAAGAGGAGGAGGAGGAAGAGGUGGAGGCCCCGCAGGGCGAGCGGGGCUGCCAGGACGGCGGCACGGACGUCGGGGGCAAAGGUCGGGGGUCGUGGCCCCUGCAGCAGUGCUCGGCGCCGGCCGACCUGGGCUACGAAGACCGCAUGGACUCCUUUACCGACAGAACUAGCCUGAGCCUGCUGGGGCCCAGCCUGACGUCAGAGGAGAGCCGGCUACGGCUGCCCCCGCCCGCGCACCCGCCCAAAACCCUAGCCCCCGGCCCCGCCCACGCGCCCGCCAGGGGGCCCGGCGCGGCCUGGCGUCCCCCCCGAGAAGAAGGAGAGCGCCCCGCCCACAGGCACGGCUCCCCGGGGCCCAAACCGCUCGUGCCCUCCUGCCGGCAGAGGCCCCGCCCGGAGGGACACUGGCCGGAGGCGGCGGCCCUGUUCUCCCGCGGACGGAGGCCCCGGCGCGGGGCGGAGGGCGGGUCCCCGCGGUGGGGGCCCCGUCCGGGGCGCGGGGGCCUCAGGGAGCCCUGCGGCCUCCCGCGCGGGUCCCGCCUCGCGCCCUACCCCUGCCGCCGCCCCGAGAGGAGGGCGGGCGUGGCCGCGGCCCGGGUGCCCCAGAGCAGCAGUGACUGACGCGGCUGCCCCGCCCCCCUGCUCUCCCGUCCCCGCCCCCCUCAUCCCUCUCAGAAAACCACACAUCCCACACACCACUGGGUCUGAGCCCCACACUCCCAGCUCCACUCACACCUUAAUCUGGCCUAAUCUGUGAUGCCCCCUGCCCCCCCCCCCACUCUGUGAUAUGGUAAACCCCUAAUCUGUGAUACCCCCUGCUUCUCAGUCAGAAUGCUCCAUGUAACUCCUCCUCAGUACCUCUAUAGCAGCUGUACUGUGAGUGUGCGAUGGAGGCAUAAAGGAUGUUUCCUUGCUUACCGCCUCCACUCUUCUCAAUAUAUGCUUGUAAGACUAAUAUUAGCAAGUCUAUUGUCUGUAUAAAUUCAACACGUAGGCACCCAGUAUGCGUUUAGGUAAGAUACAGUACAGGACACUGGCGUCCACAGGUUGGAGGUUUUACGUGACUUAAGCGUUCACGUCAAACCCCGGACCAAAAAAAAAGCUUUAUAAAGAGCAAACGAGGUCACAGACACAGAAAGCCGGAGGGGACUCAAAGCGACGUGAGAAUCAGAAUGGAGCCUUGCACUCUCCUCGCCCGCCUCGAGUCCGUUCUCGGCGGGAGCGUCGCGUCGAAGUGCCCCGGGGUUGCCGUGACGUCACCACCGGAUCGGCCCGAAGCUGAGUCGAGCGAGGCAGUUGAGUCAUACCGGCAGAGCUAUGUGCCUUUCCGUAAUGACCCUGACGUAAAGGAGGGGGCUUCAGCUCGCCACAGAGGCCAUACUCGACGGUAGAAGGUAUAACCUUGAGAUGAGCGAGCAAGGGAUACCGUUGAAUAAGUACGCCUUUCCCUCCGUUCGUCGAAUCAUUCAUACACAGGACCGAGAGUCCUCAGCUCACGGUAGUGAUAGAGAGCUCCAGUCCAACGCGAUGUAGACGGUCGCGACACACCAGAGCGUCCCGAUGUCGCUUGCGGACAACCGUUAAAUAUGGCUGCUUAAUAUCCCUGCCUACGGAGCUGUAACCUUAUAUAACCAAACAAGCCACAAGGAAAACUGAGAAAAGAAGGUUCACUGGCUCUGAACCCUGUUCUUGUUUUCUGGUAUUAGUGACACCAUUUAGCCAUCUGUGGUGGAAUUGGAAAGUGUUAUCUGUUUCUGACUAGCUGUGUUUGCAGUUGAGGUAGUCGAAACUGAUAUAGGGGCAGUGGCUCAAAAGUUCUGUUAACGGUGCCUCCACUGUCCUACCACCAGAUUUAAUGCCGUUGGGCCCCUCCUCCAACUCCCUGUUGGGUUUAUGGUGGAUUUGCCAUACGCCCAUGAACGUAAACAAGCGGAUCUCUAGGUCAGCUGGAAUUCAUUGACUUGUUAAACCAAGCAAGAGGUCAGAUUGGAGAGAGGGAGGACAUCUCCGUUCUCCUCCUCCACCCUGCUCCGCCCCCUGCCUGCCUGCCCCACCCCCCGCUCCUCCCCCAGGAUUCGCACUGGCUGCCACACUGUGCCAUUUUGCCCAAACCCCCAACCCACCCCCCUCAAAGCUGGCGCCAGUGGCCGAGGUAAGGGAGGGAGGAGCAGCAGGCUUGGGUGAGCGGGGCCUCAAAAGGCCUGUGGUCCCAGUGACGCUCAGAUCGCCCACGCCAAGGAGCACCACCUCCGGAGGGGUGAGGGGCGGGGGUGGGGGGGUGAGGGGGUCACCGCAGUGUUCGCCCGUGGCCCCCCGGGACUGUUCCGUUUGUAGCUGACUGACCUUCGCGUGUUGAGCCCGUUGAGGGGGGACGGAGGGAAGUCAGAGAGGAUUGCUGUGCAGCACGCCAACUCCAGGGGAAUGUCUGAAGUUCUAGAAUGUACGCGGGCCAAAUUCUUCUCGCGGAGCGUCAUCAUCGACGGAGGCAUGGAAUCAGAGCAGCAGCAGCUGAUGCUCACUGCCAGGAGGUCAGAGGUGUACGGAAUGUAACUGCAUUCAUUCUCCAAAGACUGAGGAGAGCUUCCUCCUAGCAUUCAAACUCCUCCCCCUGCCCCUCCCCGCCACAUACAGUGUAAACGUAACCCAGGAAACAGCCCUCGGAUCUCCCCGGAGACGGAGCGGCCGGCUUUUGGAGGCUGGCUGUGGCGGACUGUACCUGGCCUGACUGGAGAGUGCUGGACAGGUGGUCCAGUCUUCUGCAGGUGGGAGUGGUGCUGGAUCCCGGCUGCGUGGACUGUAACCCCAGGUGCGCCCCAGAGGACUGCUGGGCCCUUUCCCCUGCCGAAACGCGCGUGAAAGUGGUGUACCCCCUCCCCGUAAUCCCCUGGCCUUCGCCCUCUCACCACGUCUUAUUCGGGAGCCAUUAACGAGCUCCUGGGACUACAUUACCCACACACCCCUCCUCCACCACCACCACCACCACCACCACCACCACUUCACAUGGGGUAACUAAUGUAUACUGGAAUUCUAUAAGUAAUUACACAUAUAUUUAAUUGUACGUGAGGGUGUGUAGGUAUGUGCGUGCGUGCGCGUGCGUGUGCGUGCGUUCCGGGUGUGUGCAUGUGGUCUGUCCGAGUCCGAUAUUUUAAAAAUGAACACUGUAAAUUCUGCAGGACAAACGGCACAUUAGUCUGUGAAUCUUUCACGCACCGUCCCUCUGCACUGUGUGGUUACUUCCCCGCCCCUGGAGCACUGCUGAGUCUGAGGGGGCCUGACCGUGGGGCCACAGGGGACCUUGAGUCUGAGGGGCCACAGGUCCUGCUCUAACGCCCAAAGGGCCACAGUAUUGUGAUCCUGUGGAGGAAGGAGCAAGCAGGAAUCCCUAUUGAUAAAGUAUUGGGUUGUAGUACAUGUGUGAACUGCACAGCCUCUGUCUUUCCCUCCCCAGCCUCAGCUCUGGUGAAAAUGAAUGCAAGCCGUUAAAAGAGAAGCCAGGCGAGGCUGGUGAGUUAGCCGUAGCCAUUUUGGAUGUGCGUUCUCUCCAUUCCUGUCGUGCUCCUGUCCCACGGGCCCGGCGGUCAGGUGCUCAGACUCUUAACCUCGCCCCCCCCCCCCCCUCACUCCAGCAGCCCUGGACAGAAGCCCUGCCCCCCCCCCCCCCCCACCACACACAAGCGCACACGUACACCAGCGUCCUCCUCUCCCUCGUGAUCGUGUGUACAU